Molecule: messenger RNA, 1140 nt
Organism: Colletotrichum aenigma
Lineage: Eukaryota; Fungi; Ascomycota; Sordariomycetes; Glomerellales; Glomerellaceae
Gene: sgf73
Product: SAGA-associated factor 73
Exons: 6
Coding region: 1-1140 (379 amino acids)
Biological process (GO): regulatory ncRNA-mediated heterochromatin formation; regulation of transcription by RNA polymerase II; RITS complex assembly
Cellular component (GO): SAGA complex
Source: RefSeq, a predicted model, not a curated record
AUGGCGACUGUAUCCGAAUCGAAAAAGAAUGAUGAGCAAACGAUCAAGGUUGCCUCCAAAAAGGACACCAAGAACCAAUCCAACGGACCUAUCAAGCUGAAGAAGCCCGCGCCGAAGUACAGCAAACCCGGAAAUUGGAGGGAAGGGAGCGUCAUCGACGAUGACAAAAAGUCCAAGAACUCCGAGUCAGCAUCAAUCUCCGUAGCCUCGCCAGGCCCGGUAGUCAACCCCCUUGACGACAACGCGCGUGAAGCGUUUGCGACCGGUCGACCCCUCGAGGACAGCCCUGAUCUGCAACAAUGCAAACAUUGCAAGAAGAGCAUUCUCAAGACAGCCGCAAAGGCACACAUUGCGCAGUGUCUAAGGUUGAAGAAAGAGAAGGCUCAGAGGAAGAAGGAGGCGAGAGAAGCCCGCGAGCGAGCCAAAGAGGCCGCGAGAGAGGAGGAAGCCAGAAAGGCUGACGAGGAUGGUGACGGCAAGGGUGAAGACGACAGCGACGGCGAUGACGAUGGCGCUGAAAAAAAGGCAACCGGGAACAAGACCGCCAAAAAGGCCGCAGGCAAGAAGACAGAUGGAGAGGCGGGCAAAGGGAAAAAGCGCAAAGCGGAUGGCGAUGCGGAUAAGGGGCCAAAACAGAAAAAGAAAAAAGAGGAACCGAAACCCAAAGCCCCCAAGCCGAAAGGACCUGUUGAUGUUGAGCGGCAGUGUGGUGUUCUGCUGCCAAAUGGUCAGCCAUGCGCGAGAUCACUGACCUGCAAGAGCCAUAGCAUGGGCGCGAAACGUGCAGUGGCGGGACGAUCUUUACCAUACGACAUGCUACUUGCUGCAUAUCAGAAGAAGAACCAGGCAAAGCAACAGAAGGCUGCGCUCGAUGCCAACGCGCCGCUCGAGGACGAGGACGAAGCCAAUGCGGGACCUGUGGACUCCGACGAGGAAACAGCCGCCGUCAUGAGCGCGCUGGCGCACUGGAACCCGCAGCCCGUGGUACCACAACCAGUGUUAAACCCAAUCAAGAGACAAUACCAGCUCGCACGUCUUCACGAGCAGCUGCAAAUGGCCACAAACGGUGGCCGAACCAAUAUUUUCAAGGUUGUAGGUUUAGGUGCCCAAAAACUGCCUGAUGGCCCCUCAGGAGCUUGA